This is a messenger RNA of Chelonia mydas (Green sea turtle), 2656 nucleotides long. It is a transcript of the gene LTV1, whose product is annotated as LTV1 ribosome biogenesis factor. The record is from RefSeq and is a predicted model, not a curated record. Bases 397 to 1836 code for a protein of 479 amino acids. The transcript has 12 exons. Gene Ontology annotation, biological process: ribosomal small subunit export from nucleus; ribosomal small subunit biogenesis. Gene Ontology annotation, cellular component: preribosome, small subunit precursor; nucleus; cytosol. NCBI's taxonomy places the organism in Eukaryota, Metazoa, Chordata, Testudines, Cheloniidae.
GUGGGCGCCUCCAAUCCUUCCACCUCCAGUGGCGGCCGUGAAUGGUUUUGCCCGCCACUGCGACACCCCGGCGGGCAAAACCAUUCAUGCAACGUUGGGGGCUGUGUUAGCGCCUGCGGCUCUAUAACCCUGCCUUCCGCGAGAGGGCUUCCGUCGCCCCUGAGAGUUUUUGACUCUGCGGUAGAAGGCUCAUUUACUGCCAUUAUGUCGGUUUGGAGUUGUCUAUCCGCCUCCCCCACCCCAUCCCUCGCCAAUGGACAGUAGCUGGUUUAUCCCAAGAUGGCGGCGGUUCCGGAGCUGCCGUAAAGCACAGUUCCGGGCUAAGCCGGCCCACGUGGGAGUGAGCCGGACUCGGGGUCUCCUGUAGCGUGGCCCCCCAGCACCCGCUUCCGAGCCAUGCCUCACAGAAGGAAGAAACCCUUUAUAGAGAAAAAGAAAGCUGUAACAUUUCACCUGGUACACAGAAGUCAGAGGGACCCUUUGGCAGCUGAUGAUACUGCACCUCAGAGAGUUCUGUUGCCUUCGCAGAAGGGAGAUGAGGAACAGAAGAGAGAAGAGCAGAGGAAAUAUGGGGUGUUUUUUGAUGAUGACUAUGACUACUUGCAGCAUCUAAAAGAAGCCUCUGGUCCCUCAGAGCUAGUCCUGUCUGAUGUGUCUGGUCAACAGAACAGGAUUAUAGUGAGAGGGGAAGGAGAGAGAGAGGAAGAAAAUCAACAAAUUCCAGCUCCCGCUAUUAAGUUGCCUUCCUCAGUGUUUGCCUCAGAGUUUGAAGAGGAUGUGGGACUGUUAAAUAAAGCCGCUCCUGUUUCAGGACCCCGUUUGGAUUUUGACCCUGAUAUUGUUGCAGCUCUUGAUGACGACUUUGACUUCAAUAAUCCAGAUAAUCUUCUCGAAGAUGACUUUGUCCUAAAGGCCAAUGAGCUAGGGAAAGAGGACUGGAAAGGAGAGGAUAAUCGGGGCUCUGAUACUGAGGAUGAAGAUGAGUGGGAGGAUAUGGAUGAUGAAGGAAAGGACAACAAUGGUAGUGAUGAAGAUUAUGAUUCAGAGGGUCCUUUGUCAGAUGAUGAGGGAGUUAGUGGAAAGAUGAAAGAGUUUCUUUUCAUGAAAGAGGAGACCAAGAGCCGUUUCACAGAAUACUCCAUGACUUCAUCCGUAAUGAGAAGGAAUGAACAGUUGACCCUGCUAGAUGAGAGAUUUGAGAAGUUCUUUGAACAGUUUGAUGACGAUGAGAUCGGAGCAUUGGAUAAUGUGGAAUUAGAAGGCUUUAUUCACACCGACAGCACUCGGUUGCAAGAAGUCCUGAAUGACUACUACAAAGAGAAAGCUAAGGACUGUGUGAAACCCGAUGCUCUUGAACCAAGAAAGGAUUUAAAUUCUCCCCUUAAUGAGAAGGGUGAGGAAGAAGAAGAAAUCAUAACUUUAGUUAUUGAGGAACCCAAAGAGAAGUGGGAUUGUGAAUCCAUUUUGAGUACAUACUCAAACUUGUAUAAUCAUCCAAAACUUAUUGAGGAGCCAGCAAAGUCCAAACCAAUCAAAAUUUCUCAGAAGAGUGGAAUCCCACUGGAUAUCUUGCCUCAGAGAGGUCUUACGGCUAAGCAGACUGAACGCAUGCAAAUGAUUGAUCAAAGUGAUCUGCCAAGAGUAUCCACACAACCACGUUCCAAAAAUGAGAGCAGAGAGGAUCGAAAAGCUAGAAAACAAGCUAUAAAGGAAGAACGAAAGGAACGCAGAAUGGAGAAGAAAGCCAACAAAUUAGCCUUCAAGUUGGAAAAAACAAGGCAAGAAAAAGAACUGCUGAAUCUGAGACAGAAUGUUCAAGGGCUCAAGCUGUCAUAGUGGAACUGAUGACUUUCAUAUUGUGGGAAGUUCUUUGCGUUGUUCUUUGUGCUAGGAUCUUGGGAAGAUGCUGACUCUUUUAACCUUGUCCCAUCAUGGAUAGAAGUUCAUAACAUGGUAUUUGAAUUUUUCUAUAACCAGAUCAAGUAGUUUACCAUCUCUUUUUAAAUGUAAACAGCUGAAACAAUUUUUCGUUACAAAUUAAAAUGUACAGUAGUAUUACUGUAUUUUUCUGUCAUGGACAUAACAUGGCAGCUAUUUAUAAACAGAGUUGCACUGGGAGUGUUUUAUGGUACUUAAGUUACAGAAAAAUACAUAUUUUCUAUGCAGCCGGUUUUGUACAUAUUGAGAAUUUUACUAUUGUGAUUCAAGAGAUCUCAGUGCUGUUUCUGAAUUAGAUUUACCUAUCUGAAUGUGCAUAAAAUAAUUCUUUCCCUCCCUUUACAAUGGUAUUUACAUGCAGGCUCAGUUGGAAACCACGCUUUGGCAUUAGUACGGUUCUGUAUAUCAAGAAUAUGCAGUAUUUUCUCCCAAGCCCUGUCUGAAGUAUCUGUUGCUGUUUGAAUACUACUGUGAAGCGUAUUGGAAAAUCGUAUUUUAAGAGAGAUGUUUAGAAAACAGUUGUGAAUUUAGACAACCCUUAAAUUUAAAUAAAUUUCCAUUUCAUUUGGCGGGUGAAAUAAUUAAAGAUAUUUAAUGGAAGAUUUAGGUUGUGCAUUUAAAAUCAAAGUUAGCAACAUUAACAUCAUAAUUUCCUCAUGAAAUUAACUUGGCUGUAUUGAACAGUCUCGCAUACAGUGUUUGCUAUAAAAUAUUCAAA